AGGGAGCGGCGGCGUUUCCCCUCGUCAAGAUGGCGGCGGCACCGUCGGUGCGGUUCCCGCGCCGCGCCCCGCGCAGGCUCCGCGCCGCGCUCCGCGCGAUGCCGAUUAUGUCGUAACCACAGAACUACCGUGCAGUGAUGGAAUCACUGGACACCGAGGUGAGGGCACGGAAGACCCUGGGGACUGUGGAGUACGUGGAGUCGUCGGGCUUCGCGCAGGGGGUGCUGCCCACCAAGAAGGAUGUGGUGCAGAACAUGCUGUACCUGCUGCAGCCCAAGAGGGCCGGCCAGGCCCAGCGCUCCAAGGAGGACGCGGCCCAGCUGCUCGCAGAGCACCUGCAGGAGCACUGGCUGGUCUGCAACCUGCACACCAUCGCCACGCAGAACAUAAAGAAACUCAUCCUCAAAAUGUACGAGGAGUUCACCCGACUGUACCAGACCAGGAAGCAGAGACAGAACCAGGCUUUUUCCGAGCGAGCCGACAGAUUCAACGAGAGUUCAGAGAAGCUCUUUGAUGUGUUUUGUACAGACACACAGUUGAGGGAUAAACUGGAGGAGUACAGUGGGAUAAAAAUGACCAGCAUCGAGUGGAAGUUUCUGGAAGAUCAGAGGAACGAGAGAAAAAUGUACUACGAAGAUUUCACAGAGAAGCAGGAGCUGAAGAUGAUGGAGAGAAGGCAGAAGAUACAGUGUCUGGAGCACUUCAGGAAGCUCGCCAGGGAAGAGAAGGAGAGCAACAAGGCAAAGGAGAUGAAGUACAAGGGCGAGGAGCAGUCGGAUGAGGGCACAAGCGUGGACGAGCUGUACCCUGUGGAGGAGGAGAACGGCGGUGCCCCGGCCUUCUCGCUGCGGGGCCGGCGGAAGCGCCGCAGCACCGCCACUGCCGCCGGCACUGACCUGCCCCUGGAGGGCGAGCACAUACGGAUGAGCAUCCGCAGGGUCAGGCCUGGCUUCUACGAGACUGUGGAAAAGGUGAAAAACUGCUAGCGCCCGCCGCUGAGAGCGGGCAGAGCUGCUGGAGUACAAGGUGGCAAUGCACACGUUAGGCAAGUUUGAAAUCCCACCAUUCAUUGGAAGUGAUUGUUGUAGAUCCUCAAGCCAGAGCUCAGGAACAUGCUGCCUCCAGGGAAGAGGGCUGGGAUGGUGACAAUGAUAGCAAGGACUAAACCAUAUGGAUUUGGAAGGAUGAGCUGUCAGCAGCCAGCGAUGCCAAGGCUCAGAUGUAGAGGAUGAUCCAAGGUUACGUAGCACGUAAGCCUCUUCUUCCAAGGUCUUGUCUGCAUCCGUGGGGUUUGGAAGUCUCAACAUUUCUGAGCCAGUGGUGGCCUAACAGCGUGAAUCAGGACACGGAUUUACUGCAGGGUGGUAACUUGGACUUGUUGCUGACAGAAAAUCCCUGUGCUGAAGAGCCCUGGCUGCAGUGGGGGUGAAAGAUGCUUGGCCUCUUCCUGCGGGAGCUGGCGUUUCUGCCAGGAAGGAAGUGGGUUUGCAGCGUGUGUCACCAGCCCCGGAGAGGCAUGCUGUGCUUUUGGAAAGGGACUGGUCUCCUGCUUGAGGAGCAGGCAGAGAGCAGAAGACAGUGGAGUGCUUUGGCUGUUAAAGCAUUGGUGAUUCUGAAUGUUUUAUUCUAGAUUCUAUUUUACCAACGUUUCCUUGAUCAGGAUAAACCUUCCCGUAACUGGAUGAGUUUUAUCAUGAAGUCCCUAAUCUAGGAUCUGGGGUGUGAAUCCUAAAUGAAGUGGUAAUGUUUUAUCUUUGGGGGGAGGGGGUUAACAUAGGAGAAAAUGCAAAUUGCAUUAUUUAGUUUUAAGAUGAGAGUAAUUUUAUAAACUGUUAUACUGCCUUUAUAGGACAUAGGGAAGAAUAAGCCUUCCCAGGUGUAGCUGUGGUGUUCACAGCAGCAGGCACCGACAUCUGGGCUUGCUCUUCCACCCCCGAGGUGGUGUCUGUAGACCAGCAGGGGGGAGAUGGUAGUUUUCCACCCGGAGGUUGUUUGAACAAAGCGUGACCCUCUUGCCCACGUACAUCCUGAGCACCGACUAUCUGUGACAUUUUAGUUAAGAGUUGCUUUACUGGUUUUUAAAGGUGAGAGACUUGAACUUCCAGUGAAACCCAGUGCUGGAGAUCUCUCUGGUGAGAUGCCCAAACCUUGCCAGACCACACUGAAAAUGGAAAACCCCCAAGUCUCUAUGUGUCCACAAAAGAUCUGUGGUAGAAAGAGCGCAAACUUGCCUGGUUUUAAAAUUUACCUUCCAGUGUGAAUGUUGGUUUCCCCACUCCAGUAUCUCAGCUUUUCCCCGUUUCUUUCCUCUCCGUCCUGCACAUCAUUUACUGACGUUAACUCGUGCUCUUUCAUUCUUUGGCUUUUGCUCCCUUUAACAAUAAAUGCAUGUACGAAUAA
Molecule: messenger RNA, 2400 nt
Organism: Melozone crissalis (California towhee)
Lineage: Eukaryota; Metazoa; Chordata; Aves; Passeriformes; Passerellidae
Exons: 2
Coding region: 138-986 (282 amino acids)
Source: RefSeq, a predicted model, not a curated record